Molecule: messenger RNA, 942 nt
Organism: Brassicogethes aeneus
Lineage: Eukaryota; Metazoa; Arthropoda; Insecta; Coleoptera; Nitidulidae
Source: the annotation of a GenBank genome assembly
CUUCAAGAUGCAUCUACUUUUGUUCAUCUGUAUUACAUCCUUUGUUUCCUUUCACCUGGAAGCAGCAAAAACUAUAUCCUGUCAGGACGAAAAAUGCCAACUUUGUAGUCCUACAGGAUGUUUAACCACUUGCGAAGGACCUGCGUGUGAAAAUUGCCCCAGCGGAAACUGUUGUCAUGGGGAGGCAUGCAAUAUUUGCAUAGAUUCACUUUGCUGCGAAACAGAAAGGUGCAAUUACUGCGUACAGAGAUGCAGUAGAAGAUGUUCAGUCAACCAUAUAAGAAGCAGAGAAUUUUGUCACACCAGAUGCUCUCAAAUGUGCUUGGAAAACCAAAAUUCAACUGGUACCAACACUUCUGCAAUACCAGAUUCAGCACCAUCAACCAUAAACCAAAACCUCUACAACGUUACAACAAUAAUCAAACUAUUCAACUACCUGAACAAUACCAACAUAAUAGACACCCCAGUGACCAUUAACAUGACCAAUACCAACAACUUUACUGUUCAUGGUACGGGAAUUGAAAAUGAAAUGCAGAGCCAAAGUUCCCAAUGUUGUUAUAUUGUUCAUCCUGAAGAAUGUCCUGAUGAAGAUAACAAGAACGUUUGCUUCAGAAGAAAGCACGUGGAAUGCUCCUAUUUGUGUUCUUCAAAUUACGUUCUCAUACGAAAGGAAGAAAGUUUGACCAACAGCACUUGCAUCCCUGUUUCUUCAGCACCCCAUUGGUAUUGUGGGAAAUAUGUGACAGAAAAUUGCCAAGAAUGUUAUGCUUGUGGUCAGGAAAGUUGUACUGAUCAACCAACUUGCUCACAAACCUGUAAGGAUUCGAUUGUACCCGAAGAAUUUUACAACACACCUUACCAGAAGAAUUUAAAUUAAUUAUUUUGUUUUCAAAAUUAUGUUUUAAGAUUAAAUGUCACAAUUCAAAAUAAAGAAGAAAUUAU